Symbiodinium pilosum is the source of this 5897-nucleotide messenger RNA. Lineage: Eukaryota; Dinophyceae; Suessiales; Symbiodiniaceae. The record is from the annotation of a GenBank genome assembly.
GAAAGCUGAGCUUUCUGACCAGCAUCUCAUCCAGUGCUUCUGUGCAUGGCGAUGAGCUCACACAGUUCAUGGGCGACGAGAUCUCACGCAUUAUUCAGGAGCAGCGAGAUCUGGAGAGGAAGUAUGAGGAACGGAUUGCAGAGCGUGGUCAACUGAAGGGCCUUUGCAACAAGGCGAAGUUCAUGGAGACGCAGAGGGAGAUCCAGGAUGUUGCGCACAAGCUAAAGGAAAGCAACAAAAGCUUGUGCAGAAACCUUAAGGAGAAUCCCAAUGUGCAGGGCAACCUCCAGAAGAUGCAAGCGGAGAGGGCUCAGGUGCAGGAAUGGCUUGAGGAAACAAAGACAGACCUCAUGGAGAUGUCCUUCGCCAAUCUCGUCGCCAAGGUCGAGGCGGAGCGGCGAGAGCAAGAGCGCCUCAGCGAAGUGAAGCGCAAGGAGCAGAAGAAUUCUCAGGCAGUCAAAGACCUGGAAGAUGACCUGCAGCGAGAAAGGUCAGAUCACGAGAAGGAGACCAAGAUUGCAAACCAAGAAAUCAAGGAGUUGAAGGAGGAGCUUCAGAAAAACAAAACCAUCAGUGAUAUCGAGUACAAGUUCGAGGAGAAGAAGCUCCGAGCUAGGGAACAGGCGCUGUUGCGUAUUCACGCGCAGAUGGAGAAGAAGCUCGUGGAGGAAGUAGAGAAGCUAGUCGACGCCCAAGACAUGGAGACGGCUGUGCACGAGCGUGCCCAUGCCUUCCUGGAUCAGCGGAUCAAGCACCUCUACGAUGAGAACAUCGCGUGGACCAAGGACCACGAGAAGGAGGUGGACAACCGCACCGUGGAGCUGGACAUGCUCAAAGAGCGCCGCGCCGCAGCACACACGGAGCUGGCCGAGCUCGAGGAGCGGCGCGGCCUCGAGGCAGACUCCUACAAGGAAAAGGAGAACGAAAUGCGCAACGCCGUCCUCAUCGAGAAGCAGCGUCGGGAGCAGUACCAGCGCAUGGCGGAGGCCGUGCUGUUCCUCCAGGACGAGGGCCGCAAAUAUUUGGGUCGACUGGAUGCGCGCAGAGCCGCCAUGAAGGGCAAGAAGGGCAAGAAAGGCGUUGACAAGGCCCGAAGUCUCCUUGACAAGUUGGACUUGGUCGUUGAGCGCUUGGACUCUGCAAAGGGAAUCACGCCAUUAAAGGCCGCGAUUGAGGCAGCAGAAACUGCCAGGUUGCCAGAGGAGAUCAUUGUGGUGGGCAGGGAGCGGCUUGUCCGGCGGGAGGCAGCUCAGCAGGGGCUAGAGGAGGCCAUUGAAGCAGCGCGCGUUCCGGACCUCCUGGAAGCCCUGAAAGUAGCUUUGCUAUCCUGCUUGCCACUGCCGGCCAUCUCUGUCCUUUCUUCAGCCCAUGCACAGGGCGAAGCUUGCGUGCCGGGUCAUAGCCGUUGCGCAGCAGGACUUACGUGCACAUGCUUAGCACUCAACAGAGGGCUUUGGGUGUGCCAGCCACCCAGCUUCUUAGAACCUCCAGCUUACGCGGCAAAAUACGAGCGCCAGGGCCUCUCCUGUGAGGCAAGGCUGCCUAAGGGAGCCAAGCCUUUGCCACCGCCACCCUUACUUGCGAGCGCGAGCAGCAUGAAGAUCAUGGACCCGCGUUCUGGGCCAGCAGAGCUGAAGGAAUGGGCAACAGGCCCAGGCCGAGGCUUUUACUCGCAGUACCUCCUCGUGUCACCUCAGGAUGCACUGCUUGGGAUUCCGGUGCUGGCAGGGCCAGAUGUUUCCGCUGAGUUUGUCCAGGAGUCAGCCGCAACUGUUCGCCAUGUGUUGCUGGAAGCGGCGGUGUCCAACAAAACCAUGGCAAGCCUGGCGCGUACAGGAAUCCGCUUGCUCAUUGCGGCACAGGAGACAGAGGAUAAGGACACGUGGCUGGAGCAUCCAGAAGUAAGCCGGGCCUUUACCACAGGUCUUGGAGGGGCCAGCCCUUUGUUCCCAUCCUUUGGAGUCCACGAGGGAGAAGCGCAAGUUUCAGUUGUAGAGGAGCUCUUCCACACCAUCCAAUACUGCUCUCUUUCUCCACGCGAGGUUUGUAUGUAUAGGAAGGCUUACAAAAAUGCCAUGGAGCAGCAUCUCUAUACAACUGACCAUUCUGCUGCCGAGAUUGAUGGUGAGCCUGUACCAACAGUGCAGGCCGAUGAAUACCUCGCAAUGGCAUUGCAGAGAUGGUUUGGAAGCCAUGUUGGUUUGGAUGAGUACUCCGUUCCCGGCAACACUGCGCAUAGGUCCGGGCGGGCUAGCCUUAGAAAGAAGGACCCCAGGGCCUUCUGCAUUCUCUCAAAUUUGUUCCGCGCAAAUGACACGUGGGACCCAGCAAAAGAUGAGCCAUGGACGUCCUACUCCAACAAGGCAAAUGGCAACCUUAAGAUGGACGAGGUCGCAGGCUUUUGUGCUCCUGUGCUUCAGGAAUUGGGCUCGGGGUGUCCAAGCAUGGACCUCCCUGCUGAGCCAGAAGCGCGAGAGAGAGUGGAGUUGCUUGGGCAGACGCAGGGAGCGCUUCAGAAAGCCAUGAGCACGAAAGUCAUUCCCGAUCUCUCUGCAGCGCUGACACUGGCGAGCAAAGCUGGCCUCAAGGAGCACCAAAUGAUACAUGAGGCCCGAUCAUUGCUCAGCAAGUUAAUGAAUCGGCGAGAGAACGUUAAGAAGGAGCUGGAGAAAGCGGUGAAAUUCCGCCAUCCUGGCAAGCUAAAAAUGACCAUCAUGUCUGCGAGACUGGCGCAAGUUAGCCUGAAGCGCAUCUUGGAUGCCGAAGAAGUGCGCAAGAGGGUCGAGGAGCUGCUGGAGGCUAUGGCAGAGGCGGCAGGCAUAGAGGAGCGGGAGAAGACCCUGGCAGAUGCAGUUGCUUACAGCAUCCCAGCAGAGUUGCUCAAACGGUUUGAAAUUGAGCUCGAAGAGCUGAAAGCUUUGCACGCCGCCAUCCAUCAGGGGGACCCGGAGGUCUUGCGAGAGUGCAUCGAAAAGUGUGAAGACCUGGGAAUCAAAGUGGUGGAGCUUCUUGAGGCCCGCGUGCUUUAUCGGGACUGGGCCAGCGCCUGUCAAAAGAUUGAUGUGGAGGCCUCUGUUCAGCGACUGGAGCCGCUCCGCAAAGCAAUAAAGGCGGCCAAGGAUCUCGGCGUGAACGCGUUGGUGCUGGCUCGCGGGAAUGAGCUGCUCAGGCACCUGGAGAAGCGCAUCCGAGCGGAACAGGAGCUGGGUGAGGCCUUGAAGGUUCGCAAGCUCGAGAUCAUCGCUGCAGCCGUACGAGCUGCUGGCGAUGCCGGCGUGUAUGAUCAUGCGCUGGUUACCAAAUCGCAUGACAUGCUGGAGGUCCUCCAGACGAAGCGGGACAAGUUACAAGCCGCGUCUGAGCGAGCGGAGCUGCACCUCAUGCACCAGACCAUGGAAGCGGUGGGGCAGACCCCUACACUACCCGAGAGUGAGACUUCCAGGGCAUACCUCAAGCUGCGGGCCUUGCGCAAGAAGGAGCAGAUUCAGAUAGUCAGCAGACUCAAGCUGGCCCAGGAAGCCAAAGACUUCCGAACUGGAGAUGUCCUUCUUGAGCGCAUGGUGACAGCGCGCAAGGCAGACGUUGAUGUUGACAGCCAACAUGUGGGGAGUACUGAAUGGAUGCGGCUAGCAGAAGUGGAGCAGCGCGAGCGUAUCGAGAAGGACAUCCUUCAGGAACGCCUUUCGCGCAAGCCUAUGGUUUUGUCCGAACAGGCGCCAGAAUCCAGUGCCUCCUUCAUUAUGUCAACGGGCGCAAUCGUUGGAACAAUGAAGGUGCUGUUUGAGCCGGUCGGCUCCCAGAUUUGCAUUCUUCCGCGAGAGGUUGUGGAAGCAAACCUGACUGUGAAUUUGGAGGUUGGGAAGGGUACUCCAGAUUCAUCAAAGGCAGUGACGCCCAAAAAACUGCAGACAUUGGAAGGAGAAGCAACCAUUCGUAAAUGUUUGGGUGUGAUACGCAAGAUCAUUGGCAACGGCGACGAGGUCAAAUGCUUGCGGCCAAUCGAGUUGUCUUGGGAAGAGAAUGCUCGAGAAUCUUCUUUCCGGACUCUGCGAGGAGUAAUGCAGGUGCCGAUUGCAAUCUAUAUUCGGCGAGAUCAUCAAUGCCUGGAGGUGGCAGAUGCCAUUUGCCGUCGUUGCCACUUGGGAGCUGACCUCUGGCAGUCCCCAGACCUCCUGCCAAGCUCAAAGAUCCACCCUCUGGAUUUCUGCACGGACCCAAACCCAGUCACGGAAGACUGCUCUGCAAAACUCCAAGCGGACGACACGGACCAAGUGGUCAGCACUCUCAGCAAAGAGCUUGCCUCCUCCCUGGUCCACGUGAGCCGGGCCACUACGCCACUAUGUACCAAGCAGCUGGCUGACUACACCAGGUCAGUUCAUGCGAGGGUGUUCCGGUCACUGCACCUUGACUUCUUCUGGACAUAUCCAAAGGGAAUCUUCGAUUCCCUGGACGCCAGCUGCCUCAUGUUUGACCAGGAGAAGCUGCUUGACAUCAUUGAUGCUCGCGGAUCUCAGGCUGCCAAGUACGGCAUCUCAAGCUCGGGACCGUAUGGCACCUCAUACGAAAGAAGAAGCAGAAGCAAAGACAGCCCAAUGCACCAUUCGUUGAAGGAGAAGAUCUCGGCUGUCAGCAUGUUCGCUGACGAAGCUAGUUAUGCCGAAAGCCGGCAGGGCAAACGGACGGUGGAGGUGCGCAUUGACAUGAUUCCUGCUUACGUCUCUGACCUCAUCUUCGUAAUCUCGCCGACAAAUUCCCGAGACCUGUCAAAGUUCACGAACCUCAAGAGCGCCGUUGUGGACGCAGAGUCCGCAGAGGUCUUGGUGAGCAACGAUGUUGCUGAUGAGGUCAGCCCUGGCUACGAGUCGGCAGUUCUCCUCAGCGUCUACAGACUGGAUGACCACUUGUGGCACGUGAACAAAAUUGAUGCCUUCUGCACGGGGAGCCAUCGAGAUUACAGGCCGGUCAUCAGGAAAGUCCUCAGCUUGGGUUACCCCAGGCAGCCGGCCAUGAAGAACUUGGUCCCAGAUGUUUUGAAGCGAAUACAAGCGGAGCUCUCCGUCCCUCACCCGGUGAAAGACACCAACGUCAGAGUGAGUCGGAAGAAUGCCUUGGAGUUUGGCUAUGCAGUUGAGCUGACUGGUGAUCAGAAGAUGCUGUCACCAGAGAUGUUGGAGCGAAUAGCGGAGCCCAUGUUCAUCGAGGCCUUGGCCGAGACCCUGUAUGAUGUCAGCAGCAGGCGGAUUGGAAAGUCCCACUUGACGAUCUCGAAGGCAUCAUAUGGCGAGGCGUGGAAUCUGGAAUUCGAGUUCAAGUACAAGUUUCCGGAGCAGGAGGAUGACACGGAGGAGGAUUCUACUCAUUGCUACCUGGACACAACAUGUGUGAUGUUUGAAGGCCAGGCCUUGCGCGAAGUAGUGGAUUACCGCGGGGCACAUGGCGUCCGCUGGGUCAUGAACGGAGUGCUGGACUACCGCGGCUACUGGGUCGGGCAAAUUCCGAUUGGAGAUGCUAGCGGAGGUGCCGUGCAUCACAUCGGGGGAUCUGUGGAAUAUGCAAAGCGGGAGGGGAGGACCGCCUGCCAGGUCGAGCUGGACAAGUUGCCAGCUGGUGUCACAGAUGUUUUCUUCGUUCUGUCCAACCAUACCACUCCGGUUGGCGCCUUCAGCGGCGUGACUCUUCAGGUGAAGGAUGUGAACCAUCCAGGGCACGAGGUAACCGGGGUCUUCGAGUUGGCUGCCUCCGACCCCAAGGAGUCCGCUCUGGUUGCUUGUCGCUGCAGCCGAGCUCCCGCACUGGAGACUGGGCUGUGUGAAGAUACUUGGACACUGGACCUGAUGAGCAUCUCCUGCGGUGGCCAUGCCAUGGACUACCGCCCAGCGCUACAGCAUCUUGGCUAA